Molecule: messenger RNA, 3399 nt
Organism: Mesorhabditis belari
Lineage: Eukaryota; Metazoa; Nematoda; Chromadorea; Rhabditida; Rhabditidae
Source: the annotation of a GenBank genome assembly
AUGGCUUUCUGUGAUGCCCUAUUUCUGGCUCGUCGGUGUCCGUUGAACGACUAUUCAGGAAGUUUCCUCGCGCUACACGCAGAGAUGGAAGAGAAAGACGAUGUGCCGCAAAGGCCCCAGCCGAAGGGCCUCCAAUCGUCGGAUGUGGCCUCGAUCUUCGAUCUACAGAAUGAGCUCAUCAAACGAAAGAAUGAGGUGGCCGCUCGGGAAACUGCAUCCGGCACCGGAGACUACGCGAGAGUUGGGAAACCGGGUGGCGUCCUAGCGGUGAACAAGAAUGAACGAGAUCGCCUCAAAGGAGAAGCCUACGAAAGAAAACGAAAAAUAGAAGAGUAUGCACGCGCGAUGAAAGCCGAAGACGAACAACUUCGAGCUAAACAAAGAAAAAUCAUGCAGGAAAAAACGGAGCUUUAUGAGAAGCUACACGCUGGAGAAGUUGUUUUAACGCACAAAGACGAGACGCCCGUCGAAUUCAUGGUUGAUUUUCACAUGAAAAUGAAGGAGCUCGAUGAUAAAGCGGACAAGAGAUUUUCGUCGUUUGAUGAUUAUGCAGAAGCUGGUCCCUCAGUGAAACGCGAUGUUCAACCGGAACGAUUUAACCCUGAUGAAGAACAACGAGUCUAUGGUGCAUCGCAUUUACGCCUCUCACAAGACGAAGAAAAACGAAAAGAACAAAUCAAGAAGCUUUACGAAUUAAGCGAUCAAACGGAUAAGUUACGAGAUAAACGGGCAGAGGAAAAGCGCAAAAGGGAAGAAGCUAACAAAGCGAAAUUGGCAAGACUACGAAAACGUUUCAAUUUACCAGACGAGGACGAGCCUGCACCAGAGCCAGAAUAUUUGGACAUACCCUUGCCAGCGGUUGAAACCGUUGAGGAAAAGUUUUCUAAGCGAAUCAAAAAUGAUCGUGAAUGGGAUCGCGGCAAAGGCUCCUACAACACUUGGAUUGAGAAAGAGCGAUCGGAAAGAGAUGAUGAAUUCGCUCCACCCCAAAUGGCUCCACAUGAAGCGACUCCUCCUUGGAGAAAAUCGCCAACACCUCGUUUAAGUUGGGCUCAAUUGUUGGCUCAUUGCAAGGCAUGUAGAGGAGAGGUUCGGUCUUCUGUUGGUGUACCGUUUUCUCGUCUUUCUAUCGCAGCCAAGCCUAAUGGAGAUUGUAUCGUUUACGCUCUAGGCACACCAUCAUCAUCUUCUCAACAAACUGUUCUGUCAGUAGAUAUCAAUCAUAGCGUCGGAUCUACAGCUCAAUUUCGACCGUUACUUGUUUCUGAACAAUUCAGAAAUAGUACAAGUGCUGAGUUUUCGUUGUUGUGUGAAAGACAACGCGUUUCUACUGUUUCUGGAAUUUCGGAUUUCUCGAUUCAUCGAGAUCAUUCUGUAUUGUUGACUACGGGUGCUGAGGUUUAUCGAUACGAGCCGAAUGUGCCCAGAUUGUCGUGUGUUUGGCGAGAUGCAAAUGGUUCUUCGUUUGUUUCGGAUGCUCAGCCCUGUCCUUCGGAUUCCGAUUUAGUGGCUUUUGUUGCCGAGCGACAAGUGCAUGUGGAACGCGGCGGAAGACUAAUCUUUUCGACUGAAUCUCCAAAAAAUACAAUAUUGAACGGAGUACCUUCUUUUGUCACACAGGUUAAACUCGAUCGCUUUACUGGAAUUUGGUGGGCUCCUACUGGUUCUCGCUUACUUUAUGAACAGGUCGAUGAGGAGAAUGUCCAAGUGUUGUCGUUUGAUUGCCCAGGAAAAGAACCAGCCGAUCCAAUGCGUUAUCCAGUCACCGGAAGUCCCAAUGCAAAAAGCUCACUCAGGAUGCUUUUUAUCGAAGGGGAUAAGGUUCAAGAUAUUGGAUUGAGAACACCGCUGCAAGAACGGUUUCCGUGGAUUGAAUACAUUACCCGAGCAGGAUUCCUCUCUGAUGGGAAAACGGUUUGGGUACAAGUCGCAAAUCGAGCUCAAUCACGCAUUUGUCUAAUAUUAUUACCGGAACAUGAAUGGGGUCAUACUGGUGUACGGUCUUUGGACGGGAUUUAUUGCUCGACAUCAGUAAGAUUGACAAGCCCGCUCAUCAUUUUUGACGAGUUCAGUGAAACGUGGAUCAAUACACACAACUUGAUCGAACCACUCCCACUUCUUGACGAUAGGCGGAUAUCUUUUAUUUAUGCAACCGAGGCCUCUUCGGAUUGCCAUCUUUGUCGUCUUGAUUCGGAGCUUCGACCAAAUGGACAAUUGCAAGCAACAGUUGAACGACGAUUAACCCACGGAUCUUGGUCUGUUUGCAAACAAGCUGGUUUGGUGGUGGAUCGACAACGUGAACAUGUCUUUUUCGUUGCCAACAUCAAUAAUCCAUUGGAGAUGACUUUAUGUGUGACUGGAUAUUCCGAGAAAGGGCCUCGAGCCAUUGAAAGACUUACAGAACAAGGAUGGACGUACAGAAACGAAAGGGUUCCCUCUGCUUUGGCAGUUGUUCCGGGACUGGGUUUUACGUGUUGGCUCACCAACUUAUGCAAUCCUCCGCAAUGCAGGUUCUAUAUCUUGAACUACCCACAUGAUGGUGGAUUGCCUACCUCUUGUGUUUUGUGUCAGUUGGAGUUACCCGGAUGCACUUUAUCAGCUCGAUUCACGUCGGUUGAUCGACCAAUUCUCUUUGAGUAUAAAUCACGAAAUAGCGGCUAUGUACAUUAUGCACUUUUGCUUCGACCGCCUGAUAGCAUUCAUGAUCGAGAUGGAACCAGAUAUCCAGUUGUUCAUCACGUGUACGGUGGACCGGGGAUUCAACUUGUUCGAAGCGAUUGGGCAACAUGGGUUCAAUUACUGAAAUACUCCUACCUUGGCUUUUGUGUGGUUCUUGCCGAUGGACGAGGUUCGCAUAAUCGAGGUCGAGAUUUUGAGGCACCUAUCAAAGGAUCAUUUGGAACGGUUGAAGUGGAAGAUCAAUUGGAAGCACUCAACGAGGUGGCUCUACGAUCUUCUUGUAUGGAUUUGACUCGGGUUGCCGUUCAGGGAUGGAGUUAUGGAGGAUAUCUUUCACUUGUCGCUAUCGCAAAAUACCCGGAGGUUUAUCGAGCUUGUGUCGCUGGUGGUGCUGUGACGGAUUGGCGCCUUUAUGAUACAGCUUACACGGAGCGUUAUCUUGGAUACCCGCUGGUGGACUCGAUCUUCAAGAACUCGUCUGUUAUAGCCAUGGUGGAUCAGUUGCCCGAUGAACCUGGACGAGUGCUCAUCGUGCACGGGCUGCUUGAUGAAAAUGUACAUUUUCGACACUCUGAGUCUUUAUUGGAAGCAAUGUUGCGCGCGGGAAAGCCAUAUCAAUUACAAAUUUUUCCAUCAGAACGUCAUGGUAUCCGUUCUUCCGAGUCGGCCGCUCACCUCGACGCCACCUUGAUCAAUUUCGUUUGCAACGCGUUUGGCACU